UCUCUCGAUCUCGAAAUAAAUAUUAGCAGUUUAACCGUGUAAUUUCUCUAAACCCCUCCCCGCCAAUUUACUCGAGAACCAAGCAGAAAAUCAAGAAGGAAAAUGAAAAACAUGGCGUUCGCACCAAAAACCCCCGAACACAGCUCCGCCAAGAGAAUAUCAGCCGGCGUAGUGGCCUCCGUACUGGCCUUCGCCUACAUGUGCUCGAAGCAAGCCGGGCGAGUCUCGAAGAAGCUGAAGUCAUCGAAGCCGGGCCACCACUCGAAAGCUCACAUGUCUUCGUCCCAGUCGAUGAUGUCGCCGUAUAAGUCUCAGCUGAUCGACAAGCCGAAGCAGCUCCUCACCACCAUAAGCAACAAGGCCAUCACCUUCAUACACAAUAAGAAGAGGUCCGACGACUUCGCACCCGCCGGAAAAGCAGGACACCGCGACGAAGAGGACUGGGGAGACGGCGGCGUAUGGCAGCGGUCGAUCUUGAUGGGGGACAAGUGUCAGCCGUUGGAUUUCUCCGGCGUAAUCUACUACGACAGCAACGGUAAGCAGACGAGUGAGCUUCCGCUGAGAUCGCCAAGAGCGAGUCCUUUGCCUGGGUAUUUGGACAGACUUGGGAAGUGAUAUUCUCACCCGCCGGUUAUACGCUCGCUUGUGUCACCGUUUUGGAAAGAUUAAAAGAUUUCCUUGUGUCAAAGAAGUCGGCUUCGUUUACUUUUUUAUCUUUCCUUUGUUUUUUCGUUUAUUCAAACUAUGGAAAUUUUAGACACAAUUGACGUGGUGUGAGUUGAUUGGUUGGGGUGAGGUGGGGGCCAAAGGUGGCACGGUCGUGAAUCGUGAUGUGGAGAUCGCUUGUCAGUUUUGUGGUGUACACGUAUGUAUAUACAGCAUUAGGAGGAUUGUGUAAACUUCUUGUUAACGAAGUAUAUUUUUCUUUUUGCAGAAACAAAAGAAGUUAAUAUAAUUGUAUCUAUCCUUAGUAAAUUUUGGUUGAGUUUAAUAAAAGGGUUAUUCGUCGA
This is a messenger RNA of Humulus lupulus (European hop), 1010 nucleotides long. RefSeq lists its product as uncharacterized. Bases 103 to 615 code for a protein of 170 amino acids. The record is from RefSeq and is a predicted model, not a curated record. The transcript has a single exon. NCBI's taxonomy places the organism in Eukaryota, Viridiplantae, Streptophyta, Magnoliopsida, Rosales, Cannabaceae.